UUUUCAUUGUUCAAUUUUGUUUUGUUUUUCAGAUGAUUAUUUGUCUGGCAGUAUUGCAAUGUGUGGUCGCAGUGAUGUCAAUGAGGGGACCCCACCACCCCAGAGGCCACUAUCACUACCAACCUAAGGGUAAUAAAAAGUUGACUCAAGAUACGGAGGCUCUGCAAGAUGUCGAGCACAUAAAAGAGGAUCUGAUGAAUGUAAAUCCAGAAGUAGAUACCAGUAAGAUGACGCCUGAGGAGUUGGAAUUCCAUUACUUCAAGCUACACGACUUCGACAAUAACACUAAACUGGAUGGUCUGGAGAUACUGCACGCUAUACAUCAUUCAACCCAUCACGACCACGACGACUCUGAAGAGAACCACGGAGACAACCGGCACAAGUCUUCCGACCUCAAGGACCGCGUCGCACCCGACAAAUACCAGUCCACGGAUGAUGAUAUGCGCUACUUCACAGAUUUGAUCGACCAGGUUUUAGCAGAGGAUGACUUAGACAAUGAUGGCUACCUGAGCUAUGUAGAAUACGUGGUGGGCCGAAAGAAAGACCAAGAUAAGAGAAACGCGGGAUUAAACAGACGAUAAAAAUGGAAUAAAUAUUUUUUCACAAUU
Nilaparvata lugens (brown planthopper) is the source of this 608-nucleotide messenger RNA. Its product is annotated as multiple coagulation factor deficiency protein 2 homolog. The transcript is spliced from 4 exons. Lineage: Eukaryota; Metazoa; Arthropoda; Insecta; Hemiptera; Delphacidae. The record is from RefSeq and is a predicted model, not a curated record. Bases 33 to 581 code for a protein of 182 amino acids.